AUGGCGCAAGAAAAGAACGAAAAGUUUCGGCUCCCGGGCCCCAAAUUUAAGGACGAGGUACAAAAAUCGCUCGAUUGCUACAAUCGGCAUUUGAAUCCUCACUUUUCAACGCCGACCGGAAUGUUGCUGCCACGUGAUAAACAACCGCCGCCUAUGUUUGGGCCACGAGGACCGACCGUACCACCGCAGUAUUUGCCAGCUCAACGUCACAACUCACGGAAGCGGCCCGCCGGUGGCUACAAUGGUCAUCCCUCCCAACCGCGUCAACCGUUUCGGUGCGGUCAGCCACCACGAGGCGGCCCACCAGGGCUCGAGAAAGAUGUGGUUCCGGAGUUGCUUCGCCUCGAUUGGAACCUUUGGUGCGCCGGGUGUGAUGUGAACUGCCGAAACGAAGAGGAGUACCGUGAACAUCUCGAUCGGCACCAGCCCUGCGCUGUGGCGGGCUGCACAUUCGUUGGCCAUCCGAUGGUGAUGAACAAACACGUCCACAAGGUGCACGGGGCCAAUCGCCCGGAUGCUACGGAAGCGAUCGCUAAGCCACCAUCGAACGUAGAGAUUGAACGGUGGCGCGAAGAACGUCGCAAACGGUAUCCCACUAAGCAGAACGUUAUUGUCCGACAGCAGGCCCAAGAGGAACGGUUCAAGCGUGGGGAGCGGAUCGAGGAAAAUAAGGAACGAUUUCCAAAGCGGCCCGGGGCGAAUGAAACACAACACGACAAACCGUUCGUUGCUUCCAAAAGACAGAAACGUCGACGACGGGGGAAGGUGGCCGAUAAGUGCCCCGCAGAGAAAGACUCCGGUACCGGGAGGAUAGCGUUUGCCGGCACUGCCGCUCUGGAGGACUACCGGGAACCAACGGCAAGCAGCAACGCGCUCGGUAUGCUAGGAGCCUACGGUUCGGACAGUGCGAGCACAUCGGAAGAUGGGGAAGACAGUGUCUCAAUUGAAACGAAACAACCGAGCAUCGUUGCCCAGAAACCGGAUGUUCCGGAGGUGCUUGGCGAAGGGCAACAAAAUGAUGAUGGCCAGAGAGAGGAGGUGCCGCCGACAGCGGCACCAAUGGUAGCAGAACGGAGCGAGGAGAAAGACCCACAAGGCAGCAAGCCAAAGCAUCGCGGGAAGCCAAGUGAUGCCAUCGGCGAGCGGCCAACGAAAAAGUUCUUGCUGGACUACUCGAAACUGCGGCGAUCGACCCAAAACACCAUGCUGGAAAAGCUGCUGGACUCGGACAUCCGGCACGAGCGAAACGUGCUGCUGCAGUGCGUGAGGCACGUGGUGUCGAGCCAGUUCUUUGGCAUUGGCCAGUCUGAAGAGCCAGACGUAAAGGAGAAAGCGGAUAUAUGAUGAAAAUAAAAUGAGCGCCUCUUU
This is a messenger RNA of Anopheles cruzii, 1368 nucleotides long. RefSeq names its product FMR1-interacting protein NUFIP1 (gene Nufip). The transcript has a single exon. NCBI's taxonomy places the organism in Eukaryota, Metazoa, Arthropoda, Insecta, Diptera, Culicidae. Gene Ontology annotation, cellular component: nucleus. Gene Ontology annotation, biological process: box C/D snoRNP assembly. Gene Ontology annotation, molecular function: RNA binding. The record is from RefSeq and is a predicted model, not a curated record. Bases 1 to 1344 code for a protein of 447 amino acids.